Messenger RNA from Meyerozyma guilliermondii ATCC 6260, 573 nucleotides. RefSeq names its product MDR family NADP-dependent oxidoreductase. The transcript has a single exon. NCBI's taxonomy places the organism in Eukaryota, Fungi, Ascomycota, Pichiomycetes, Serinales, Debaryomycetaceae. The coding region runs from base 1 to 573 and encodes 190 amino acids. The record is from RefSeq and is a predicted model, not a curated record. Gene Ontology annotation, molecular function: oxidoreductase activity, acting on the CH-CH group of donors, NAD or NADP as acceptor.
AUGACAGUCAAAGAAUCUAGAGUAUUUUACCUCAAUCAGCAAACUGAAGGACUUCCCAAUGUUGAAUUGGGUGAGCCUAACUCCACUUUUAGGCUCGUAACAGAAGAGUUGCAGCCAUUAAAAGAAAAUGAAGUAUUGGUGAAAUCUCUCUAUUUUUCCAACGAUCCGCUCCAAUUGGGCUGGAUCAGAAAGGCAAGCUACGAAAACGCUGGUAUUAGGCGGAUUUUUCCGGGUGAGCCUAUGGGUGGGUUCGGUUUGGGGCAGGUUAUUGAGUCAACGGCAGACCAAUAUAAGCCUGGGGACAUUGUUAAUGGUGCUUUGAACUGGGCAGAUUAUAGUAUUGUAAAGGCCGGAGCUCUUACAGGCAAAAUUCCAGAUUCUUCAUUGCCUUUGACUACCUCGUUAUCGACUUUAGGACUCACCGGUUUGACUGGCUACUUCGGAAUAUACGGCCAGGUCAAAGAGGGAGAUACCGUAAUUGUAUCGGCAGCUUCUGGGGCCACGGGUUUGGUAGCGGUUCAAGUUGCUAAGGCUUUAGGAUGUCGGGUUGUUGGGAUCACUGGAAGCGACUAA